Haemorhous mexicanus (house finch) is the source of this 795-nucleotide messenger RNA. Its product is annotated as histone H2A-IV. The transcript has a single exon. The coding region runs from base 1 to 390 and encodes 129 amino acids. Gene Ontology annotation, molecular function: protein heterodimerization activity; DNA binding; structural constituent of chromatin. The record is from RefSeq and is a predicted model, not a curated record. NCBI's taxonomy places the organism in Eukaryota, Metazoa, Chordata, Aves, Passeriformes, Fringillidae. Gene Ontology annotation, cellular component: nucleosome.
AUGUCCGGGCGCGGGAAGCAGGGCGGCAAGGCGCGCGCCAAGGCCAAGUCGCGCUCGUCGCGGGCCGGGCUGCAGUUCCCCGUGGGCCGCGUGCACCGGCUGCUGCGCAAGGGCAACUACGCGGAGCGCGUGGGCGCCGGCGCGCCGGUGUACCUGGCGGCCGUGCUGGAGUACCUGACGGCCGAGAUCCUGGAGCUGGCGGGCAACGCGGCCCGCGACAACAAGAAGACGCGCAUCAUCCCCCGCCACCUGCAGCUGGCCAUCCGCAACGACGAGGAGCUCAACAAGCUGCUGGGCAAGGUGACGAUCGCGCAGGGUGGCGUGCUGCCUAACAUCCAGGCCGUGCUGCUGCCCAAGAAGACCGACAGCCACAAGGCUAAAGCCAAGUGAGCGCCGAGAAUCACGCUGCGAAGUAUAACCAAGAGAAACCCAAAGGCUCUUUUAAGAGCCACCCACUUCCUCAUGAAAGAGCUAAAUUGCUUUUAAGCAUUUAAAAACUGACUGUAUGUAACGGUUUUUUUAGCGCCCUUUCCUUGAUCAUCAUUCCUUCUCUUGUACGCAGGUUUAAACAUGAACUCUGCUUCCACUAGACUAGGCAUUGAAAUUGCUCUCAAAAUGCCAGCAAAAUUUCAGAACUAUCACAAAGGCUUUUUCUUCAACACUAGUGUUUCGUAACGAGUUUCAGCCGUAUUUGAUUUUUAAAUUCAUGAACUUGUGUAACUCAUACAAAGGCUUUUACUCUAAAGCCACCAAGGUAAUCAACUCCACAAUUAAUAAAAAAAAUUUCUACGUGAA